Messenger RNA from Condylura cristata (star-nosed mole), 429 nucleotides. RefSeq names its product S100 calcium binding protein A8 (gene S100A8). The coding region runs from base 94 to 360 and encodes 88 amino acids. Lineage: Eukaryota; Metazoa; Chordata; Mammalia; Eulipotyphla; Talpidae. The record is from RefSeq and is a predicted model, not a curated record. Gene Ontology annotation, cellular component: cytoplasm. Gene Ontology annotation, biological process: response to lipopolysaccharide; neutrophil aggregation; leukocyte migration involved in inflammatory response. The transcript has 3 exons. Gene Ontology annotation, molecular function: calcium ion binding.
GCCCAGUCUUUAUAAAGGGAGCCACUGCUCCGUCUUGCAUUCGCUGUCAUCUCUGUUUCGGGAAGACCUGGUGGGCAAAUCCUUGGCACCACAAUGACGGAACUGGAGAAGGCCUUGAACUCCCUCAUCAACGUCUACCACAAGUACUCCUUGGAGAAGGGGAACUAUCAUGCCCUCUACAGCAGUGACCUGAAGAAUCUGCUUGAGAAGGAAUGUCCGGAUUAUGUGAAGAAAAAAAGUGCGGAUGUCUGGUUCAAAGAACUGGAUAUCAAUAGUGAUCAAGCAAUUAACUUCCAGGAGUACCUCAUAUUUGUGGUGAAGAUUGGUGUGCUAGGCCAUAAAGAAUCCCACAAAGAGUAACAGCCACUGGGCCUUGGGCCUGGGCCCCUGGACAUGUUCCUGCAGGAAAAUAAAGUCAUUGAUACCUCA